AUGCAAGGUGUCAAUCUUGGUGGUUGGCUCGUUGCCGAAAACUGGAUGACAAAAGGGUCGCCGGCCUGGAAUGGAGUUCCUGAUGAGAUUGCCCACAAGGGCGAAUAUCAAACGAUGCAAUAUCUCGGUCAUGCCAAAGGUGAUGAUCAAUUCAAACAACAUCGCGACUCAUAUAUCACUGAACAAGACUUUCAUGAUAUCUCUGCCGCCAAAAUGAACACUGUUCGAAUUCCUGUUGGGUACUGGAUCACGGGCUUUGACAAAAGCGGUGGUAGUGAUUCAAAUGGAUGGCGAAUGUUUGCUCCUAAUGCAAUCAAUUAUCUCGAUCGAGCCAUUCGAGAAUGGGCACCAAGAAACAAUUUGGUCGUUUUAAUUUCAUUUCAUGCUGCCAAAGGUAGUCAGAAUGGAAUGGAUCAUAGUGCCUCAUCUGAUCCAGGAAAAUCCCACUGGGGAAACUAUCCGGAGAAUGUUCGAAACACCUUGGAUGCUGUCGAGUGGCUAGCAAGAAGAUAUAAUGGCGAUGCGGCAUUUCUUGGCAUUGGUUUGCUCAAUGAACCAUCAGGUAUAUUCUUCGCACUUUAA
Molecule: messenger RNA, 582 nt
Organism: Rotaria sp. Silwood1
Lineage: Eukaryota; Metazoa; Rotifera; Eurotatoria; Philodinida; Philodinidae
Source: the annotation of a GenBank genome assembly